GUCCACCUCGCUGCCGCCGAAACAAAGAAUGAGGAGAAAAUUCAGUCGCAUCACAUGAGCCGCCUGAUGGAUGGGUGGAUGAUGGAUGGCGGAUGGAUCCAUUACCGCUCCAUUUGCUGACUGCAUCCAUCCAUCCCAAGUCUCCUGUCCUCUCCUCAUUCUCCGCCUCUUGGUAUAUUCCCUAUCUCCUCGACACCUGCAUGCCAAGCGCACGUCUAUCCCGUCCGACUGCUGUCCAUUCCAUCUAGACCCUGUCUGAAGCCGUCUUCCAAGAUCGAUAUCAUCUGCACCGAUCCCCCCCAUAGCUUCUCUCCACGCACACACAGGCACGCACGCACGCGAGCGAGGCAUGGCCCAUACCCACAAUAAUCUGCCUGUAUGCGUGUUUCCCAACCAUGCACGCACCAUCUUGUCCCCGAGGGAGAGAAACGAAGUGAUUGCCCAGAACAAAUGAUAUCCAUCCUGCGACAUUCUCGCUUGCUCUGGAACAAUCGCCUCAGCUAACCUUCUUGUUAGCGGCAGUCAGCAUGAUGGCCUGCUUGACGAGCGUUUUCUUUUUUUUUUUUUUUUUUUGGAUUUCCGUUACGCAACCCGCAAAAACAAAAAACAAAAAUGCCUCCCUUGCUUUCCAGGCUGAGAUGGCUGGCUGGCCUAGCUAGCGCAACGUUUUGCCGUACCGAGCGAAUGCGCCAUCCGCCUUUCCGCUGUAGCCACCCUGCCUCUCUCAUUCUCCUUCCUCCGGCGCUUUUCCCUCGCUCGCCUUCUUUUUGCUCAUCACACUUUCCCAUCCAUCUCCAUUCUGUUGGGGGACUCGGCUCUAGCGCUAAUUCCUCUCCGUCCUCGCUUGCCCCCUCCCCUCGCUCCUCCAAACCUUUUUUUCUCUCUAGCUCCAAUUUCGUCUGCGUCGACCCUGUUGCGGCUGAAAUCAAUCAGUUACUCAAUCAACUCCAACAAGUUCCCCGCUUUUUCCUUUAA
Messenger RNA from Periconia digitata, 975 nucleotides. The record is from the annotation of a GenBank genome assembly. NCBI's taxonomy places the organism in Eukaryota, Fungi, Ascomycota, Dothideomycetes, Pleosporales, Periconiaceae.